Soboliphyme baturini is the source of this 234-nucleotide messenger RNA. Lineage: Eukaryota; Metazoa; Nematoda; Enoplea; Dioctophymatida; Soboliphymatidae. The record is from the annotation of a GenBank genome assembly.
AUGCCAGAGUCAAAGCCACUCAUAUACGAAAGCAGCAGCCACGACGACAGUAAGACGAUCGUCGGUGCCCAGUGCAAUGUCAGCUCAUUGUUCAAUGAUGACGAACUACGAGAGCACUACUUUGGGUGCCAAAACGUGCCAACGUCUGUGUGGUUCCGGUUCGUGAAGGCCAAGCAAAACUUUUCCCGCCCUGCCAUGAUUCGUGCAAAGCGUCAUCAGGAAGUACCCAAAUAA